AUGGCGGCGUCCGCUGCUGCUCUGUGUCUCUCCGUCCUGCUCCUCAUCGCCGUCUGUUGUCGCUCCGACGUCAACUUCAUCUACCAGGGCUUCCAGCGCGCGCCCAACCUGAGCCUGGACGGGUCGGCGUCGGUGCUGCGCGGCGGCGCGCUCCAGCUCACCAACGACAGCGAGCGCCUCGUCGGCCACGCCUUUUACGGCUCCCCCGUGGCCCUGGGCACGCUCGAUGACAGCCAGAGCGGUGGCGGUCUCGCUGUCUCCUCCUUCAGCACCGCCUUCGUCUUCGACAUCGUGACCGUCGGCACCGGCGGCGGCCACGGCCUCGCCUUCGUCGUGGCCCCGUCCAGGGCGCUCCCCGGCGCGUCGCCCGAGAUCUACCUCGGCGUCCUCGGACCGAACACCAAUGGAAAGGUCUCCAACCAUGUGUUUGCCGUCGAGUUCGACACGGUCACGGACCUGGGGAUGAAUGAGACCAAUGGCAACCACGUCGGCGUCGACGUCAACAGCCUCGUGUCUAAUGUGUCGGAGCAGGCCGCGUACUACACCACCGGCGCCGACGGGGAGGACAUGAAGGUGCCCGUGAAGCUGGAGAGCGCACAGCAGAUCCAGGCGUGGAUAGACUACGACGGCGGUAGCAGUCUGCUCAACGUGACCGUCGCCCCAGUGUCCGUGACUGGCCGGCCGCAGCGGCCGCUCAUAUCAACAAAGAUUGAUCUCCGAUCGGUCUUCAAGGAGAACAUGUACGUCGGCUUCUCCUCGGCGACGGGGAAGCUCGCGAGCUCGCACUACAUCCUGGCAUGGAGUUUCCGGACCAAUGGGCUCGCCCAGCCCAUCGAUCUCCGGCGGCUGCCAAAGGUCCCCAGGCAGAGAACGCCGGCUCCCAAGGUCCUCAUCAUCAAAUUCGCCGCGGUGGCUUGUGCGGGAACGAUCACCUUGGUUGCCGCAGCGAUGGUUACUGUGCUCUGGCUCCGGCGUAGAGCGGCGCUCGCCGACAAACUGGAGGACUGGGAGCUAGAAGUAGAGCACCCCCAGAGGAUUCCAUACAUAGAGCUCUACAAGGCGGCCAGGGGGUUCAAGGAGAGCGGGUUUUUUGGCUCGGGUGGAUUCGGCCACGUGUACAAAGGCGUGCUCGGACGUCGUCGGUCCGGGUCCGGGUCCGGGCCCGGCGACGAGGUGGCCAUCAAGCGGAUUUCCAGCGGCACCAAGCAAGGGAUGAGGGAGUUCGUCGCGGAGGUCUCGAGCCUGGGGCGGAUGCGCCACCGCAACCUGGUGGAGCUGCGCGGGUGGUGCAAGCACGACCAGGACCUGCUCCUCGUCUACGAGUUCAUGCCCAACGGCAGCCUCGACGCGCACCUGUUCGGCGUGCUGAAAGUGCUCACGUGGGCUCAGCGGUUCGGCGUCAUCCGGGGCGUGGCGCGCGGCCUGUUGUACCUGCACGAGGAGUGGGAGCACGUGGUGGUGCACCGCGACGUGAAGGCCAACAACGUGCUGCUCGGCGCCGACAUGGGCGCGCGGCUGGGCGACUUCGGCCUGGCGCGCCUCUACGAGCACGGCGCGGCCCCGGGCACGACGCGCGUGGCCGGCACCCUGGGGUACAUGGCCCCCGAGCUCACCGUCACCAGCCGCGCCACCACGGCCACCGACGUCUUCUCCUUCGGCGCGCUGCUCCUCGAGGCCGCGUGCGGCCGCCGGCCCGUCGAGCGGGGCGAGGCGGCGGACGUGAUCUUGGUGCGCUGGGUCCGGGACUGCGGGCUAGACGGCGACCUGCUGCGGGCCGUGGACCCGAGGCUGGACGGGUGCUACGACGCCGCGGAGGCGAAGCUGGUGCUGUGGCUGGGCAUGGUGUGUAGCCUGGGACGGCCUGAGGCCAGGCCCAGCAUGAGGCAGGUCUGCCAGUUUCUCAACGGCGAGAAGGUGCUGCCGGAGGACUCGGCGCUCGUGUUCUCGGAUCCCGACUCCUCCGUGUUCCUUGGGCCCGUGCUCUCCGCCAUGACCUUGCCCUCCUCCUGUGGCACCAUGUCGUUCGGCUCCCUGCAUGGCGGUCGGUGA
Triticum turgidum subsp. durum (durum wheat) is the source of this 2049-nucleotide messenger RNA. The record is from the annotation of a GenBank genome assembly. NCBI's taxonomy places the organism in Eukaryota, Viridiplantae, Streptophyta, Magnoliopsida, Poales, Poaceae.